Molecule: messenger RNA, 4470 nt
Organism: Paramisgurnus dabryanus
Lineage: Eukaryota; Metazoa; Chordata; Actinopteri; Cypriniformes; Cobitidae
Gene: slc12a7a
Product: solute carrier family 12 member 7a
Biological process (GO): chloride ion homeostasis; cell volume homeostasis; potassium ion homeostasis
Cellular component (GO): plasma membrane
Molecular function (GO): potassium:chloride symporter activity
Source: RefSeq, a predicted model, not a curated record
ACACUGCAAACAAUCAGCAGUAAACACGACCAACCCUCGCAGGUAUAAUGGGCAGUUAGCAAAAAACAGGAAGCACCAGCUCUGUGGCAGGAGAAUACGGCCCAUCAGCAGAAGGGAGGAGUUGUGUAAGCUCCUUAUUUGGUGAAAGAGAUCACGUGGCCUCCUGCGUCUGAACGGUUCACAACAGUUGUGAAGAAGUUGGGAGAACUUCGAACUUUGGAAAGCCAAGAAGACUUCAGUUGGUAGCUUGGAGAAGAAGAAAGUGAAAGGUUCAGGAGACAGCAAAGCACAUGGUGUGAAGGAAAAAUGCCCACCACAUUCACAGUGGUGCCGGUGGAAGAUAGCCCACUAUCAGAGACACAUGAUGAACAGAUCCAAAACGAAGAGGACAAGGAGGGGCCAGACACAGCGGCUGGACCCUGCUCAGACGAUGAAGCCUACAGAGAAACCUGCUCCUUAAUCAGUACAGAUCACGAUGAGAGCCUCUAUGGAAAGAAUAUGGCUCUCUAUGAGGAAGAGAUGGACAGCACUCCAAUGGUGUCGUCUCUCCUCAACAAGCUGGCAAACUACACCAACAUAACUCAAGGGGUUAUUGAGCAUGAGGAGGCUGAAAGUGAGGAUGGUAUCAAGAGAGUCACAGUUAAUGGUCCUCAGAUGGGCACAUUUAUAGGUGUGUACCUGCCAUGCAUGCAGAACAUCCUAGGUGUGAUUUUAUUUCUGCGCCUUACAUGGAUAGUGGGUACAGCAGGCAUCUUGCAGUCUCUUGCUAUUGUCUUCAUGUGCUGUGCUUGCACCAUGCUGACUGCAAUUUCAAUGAGUGCAAUUGCAACUAAUGGUGUAGUGCCUGCUGGUGGCUCAUACUACAUGAUCUCCCGGACAUUAGGCCCAGAGUUUGGAGGUGUAGUUGGUUUGUGUUUCUAUCUGGGCACCACCUUUGCAGGAUCUAUGUACGUGCUUGGCACCAUGGAAAUUUUGUUGAAGUACAUAAUAUCGCCCAACUAUACUGUGUUCCAAGCUGACACGAAAGAGAAGGAAAUGACAGCAAUGCAAAAUAACAUGCGUCUCUAUGGCACCGGUUGUUUGAUUGUAUUGUCACUGGUAGUGUUUCUUGGAGUGAAAUAUGUCAACAAGCUGGCGUUGGUCUUCUUGUCAUGUGUGAUUCUGUCAAUAAUGGCCGUCUAUGCGGGGGCCAUCCAAACCACCAUCAAGACUACCGAUUUUAAAAUCUGUCUACUAGGCAACCGUACUUUGCAAAGUUACAAGUUCGACAAGUGUGUAAAGACAGAGACCAUCGACAAUGUUACCACCACCACCCAACUGUGGGCCCUUUUUUGUAACGACACACAGGAUCUACCAUGUGAUGAGUACUUCAUGAAUAACAAUGUGACAGAGAUUAACGCCACCCGUAGCUUGUUCAGCGGCGACAUAUCAGAUAACUUGUGGGGACAAUAUAGCACUAAAGGUGUAAUAGUGGAGAAGGAGGAAUUGAGUUCAGUAUCUAACAGCGCUGGAAGUUCAGGACCUUAUGUCCUUAAUGAUAUUGCCACCUGUUUUACCAUUCUGGUUGGGAUCUACUUUCCCUCAGUUACAGGAAUCAUGGCGGGCUCAAGUAGAUCUGGAAAUCUUAAAGACGCUCAACGAUCCAUUCCCACGGGCACAAUUAUGGCUGUCGUAACCACCUCCUUUAUCUACAUCUCCUGUGUGGUGUUAUUUGGAGCGUGUAUUGAAGGAGUAGCAUUACGAGACAAGUAUGGAGAGUCGGUUAACAGGACUCUCAUAGUUGGUACGCUAGCGUGGCCGUCUCCUUGGUUGAUUGUGAUUGGCUCAUUUUUCUCUUGCUGUGGGGCGGGGCUACAAAGCCUAACCAGUGCCCCCAGGAUCCUUCAGGCUAUAGCACGAGAUGGCAUCAUGCCUUUCCUGCAGGUGUUUGGUCAUAGUAAAUCUAACGGUGAGCCGACUUGGGCUUUACUGCUCACUGGAGCCAUCUGUGAGAUUGGGAUCCUCAUUGGCUCUCUGGAUGAGGUUGCUCCCAUCCUCUCAAUGUUUUUCUUGAUGUGUUACCUCUUUGUAAACCUGGCUUGUGCUGUCCAAACACUUCUGCGCACGCCAAAUUGGAGGCCAAGGUUCAAGUUCUAUCACUGGUUCCUCUCGUUUCUCGGGAUGAGUCUGAGUCUCUCCCUCAUGUUUGUCUCGUCUUGGUAUUAUGCGUUGAUUGUCAUUGUGUUUGCUGGAUUCAUCUACAAAUACAUAGAAUACAGAGGGGCGGAGAAGGAAUGGGGAGAUGGGCUCCGAGGAUUGUCACUUAAUGCAGCUCACUACUCCCUCAUCAAACUGGAAGAGACGCAACUACACACCAAAAACUGGAGACCCCAGCUGCUGGUGUUCCUGAAACUGGACUCUGACCUGGAAGUGAAACAUUCACGUCUGCUGUCCUUCACAACACAGCUUAAGGCUGGAAGGGGUCUGACUAUCGUCUGCUCCGUACUGGAGGGGACUUACAUGGCUCGUACAGCAGAUGCUAAAACCUCUGAACAGAAUAUCAAAGCAGCCAUGGCAAAAGAAAAAAUGAAGGGAUUCUGUCACGUGGUGGUGUCAUCUAACCAGCGAGAUGGUUUUUCUCAACUCAUUCAGUCUGCAGGGCUGGGUGGUAUGAAACACAAUGCAGUGUUGAUGUCCUGGCCCACUAACUGGAAACAGGCAGAGAGCUCCCUCUCCUGGAGGAACUUCAUCGAAACCAUUAGAGAGACAACUGCUGCCCACCAGGCCCUUCUAGUGGCGAAAAACAUUGACAGUUUCCCCACAAACCAGGAUCGGUUUGCAGAGGGUACCAUUGAUGUCUGGUGGAUUGUCCAUGAUGGCGGUCUGCUCAUGCUUCUUCCAUUUCUGCUCCGUCAGCACAAGGUUUGGAAAAAGUGCAGAAUGAGAAUCUUCACGGUGGCUCAGAUGGAUGACAACAGCAUCCAAAUGAAGAAAGACCUGCAGAUGUUCUUAUAUCACCUGCGUCUCGAUGCUAAAGUGGAAGUUGUUGAAAUGCAUGCAGGUGAUAUCUCAGCCUUCACCUAUGAGAAGACGCUCGUGAUGGAGCAACGGUCUCAGAUGCUGAAGCACAUGCAGCUUUCUAGGACAGAGCGAGAGAGAGAGAUUCAAAGCAUCACAGACGAAUCUCGGAAUUCCAUCAGAAGGAAGCCCUGUGCGGAGAAACCGUCUCCCAACGUCUUGAAAGUACCAACCAUAGUUCUGGAGAAGGAGGCUCAGCUGAUUCAUGACAGGAACACUAAGUCUCACGCUAUCCUGAAUGACAAGGUCACGCCCACCUCCGACCGGGUCCAAAUGACCUGGACCAAAGAGAAGCUGAUUAGUGAAAGGAACCGUCAUCGGGAGCCCAACAUGGCUGUGCGGGACAUCUUCAGACCAGAGUGGGAGAAUCUGAAUCAUGCAAAUGUAAGAAGAAUGCACACGGCGGUAAAACUGAAUGAGGUCGUGGUCAACAAAUCCCAAGGGGCCCAGCUGGUGUUGCUAAACAUGCCGGGACCACCCAAAAGCAAAGAUGGGGAUGAGAACUAUAUGGAGUUCCUGGAAGUCUUGACAGAGGGAUUGAACCGGGUGCUGCUUGUCCGAGGUGGUGGCAGGGAGGUCAUCACUAUUUACUCUUAGCACCCAAGCAAGGACAGGACAGACAUUGAGGAAAGUAUUUUUUGUGCGAACAGACUGUUCAGUACUUCAGAGUUCGCAGAAGGCCAGAGCUGGGCAGAUACUGUACAGAUGAACUCAGCUGUAAGCUGUCCCACCCCUGCUGCAGGCCAGCACUGAAUGUUCACAGAUGGUGGAGGAGAAUUGUUCUUUACUUGGCUGUGAAUGUGAUCCUUAAUAACGUAUACCCUGUAAAUAGAGACACACCAACUGUUUAGCUGGAUCCCCUAAGACUUGAAGGUAAUGUCAGUAUUGUUGUCUUACUGCUGAGGCCAUAGUAAUUUAACUGCAGAGACAACAGUGUUCAAUUAUGAUAGUGUUUUGAGUUUGUGAUUUGUACAUAUGUAUUACUUGUUAUUUUGAAACAUUUCAAAUCUUUCUUCUGAUCUUUAUGUCAUGUUUAAUGUUAGUUUAGAUUUUGGUUUGUUUGUUUGUUUGUUUUAUAUGAUUUGAUCAGUGUUGCUUUCACAAUACAGUAUGGGUAGAAUUACUGAUAUAAUCAAAUCAGCCAAACCAAAUGCAUUCUGCAUUAUUUACUACUACGAGUUUCACUUCUUUUAAAUAUUUCUUAUUUUAAAUAAAACUAGAACAAAAACAUGAAACUUGUGCAUAGGAACUAGUUUUCUCAUAAAUAAAUUAUUAAUGUUUAGUUUUAGUUUAGAAUGAGUAUGAAACAAAGGCACUCAUAUUGCAAGUAUUCACAAAUGAGUAUGUAUGUAUAUAGAUUUUAUAUUAUUUCAUUAAACUUAAUAUCAGUAAUAAAUGAUAUUUCAAGUCUGA